Messenger RNA from Macrosteles quadrilineatus (aster leafhopper), 2334 nucleotides. RefSeq names its product signal recognition particle subunit SRP54 (gene Srp54k). NCBI's taxonomy places the organism in Eukaryota, Metazoa, Arthropoda, Insecta, Hemiptera, Cicadellidae. The transcript is spliced from 9 exons. The record is from RefSeq and is a predicted model, not a curated record. Gene Ontology annotation, biological process: SRP-dependent cotranslational protein targeting to membrane; SRP-dependent cotranslational protein targeting to membrane, translocation. The coding region runs from base 132 to 1661 and encodes 509 amino acids. Gene Ontology annotation, cellular component: cytosol; signal recognition particle, endoplasmic reticulum targeting. Gene Ontology annotation, molecular function: 7S RNA binding; GTPase activity; ATP hydrolysis activity.
CUAAAUAUUGCCGUCUGGCCUGGCUGUCAAUGAGAAUGAAUGUUUCAGUGUGAUCUAUAUUGAAGUAACCUAAGAAGUUGUUUGAGAUAUAUAGUUAUAUUUAAAUUAUUGUAAUACAUAUAAUCUCAAAAAUGGUGUUAGCAGAUUUAGGAAGGAAGAUUACUUCCGCCCUCAAAUCUCUGAGCAAUGCUACAAUUAUUAAUGAAGAAGUCCUGAAUUCUAUGCUAAAAGAAAUAUGUGCUGCUUUACUUGAAGCUGAUGUUAACAUUAAGCUAGUGAAGAAACUCAGGGAAAAUGUCCGAGCUGUUAUCGAUUUUGAUGAAAUGGCUGGUGGUCUUAAUAAACGGCGUAUGAUACAGAGUGCCGUUUUUAAGGAACUUGUCAAGUUGGUUGAUCCCGGCGUAAAGGCACAUCAGCCAGUCAAAGGUAAGCCGAACAUCAUCAUGUUUGUUGGACUGCAAGGAUCAGGAAAGACCACAACGUGUACCAAGUUGGCGUACCACUACCUCAAGAAGAACUGGAAAGCUUGCCUUGUGUGCGCCGAUACGUUCCGAGCAGGAGCGUACGACCAGCUUAAACAGAACGCCACCAAAGCGAGAAUACCGUUUUAUGGAAGCUACACGGAGGUGGACCCUGUCGUGAUUGCUGCUGACGGAGUAGAUAUGUUCAAGAAGGAAGGGUUUGAGAUCAUCAUCGUAGACACUAGCGGACGACACAAACAAGAGGAGUCACUGUUUGAGGAGAUGUUACAAGUCUCCAAUGCCAUUAGACCGGACAACAUAAUUUUCGUGAUGGACGCCACAAUAGGUCAGGCUUGUGAGGCUCAGGCGAGAGCUUUCAAAGAGAAAGUUGACAUCGGAAGUGUUAUCAUCACAAAACUGGACGGUCACGCCAAGGGUGGUGGAGCCCUCAGUGCGGUGGCGGCGACAAACAGUCCCAUAAUCUUUAUAGGUACUGGUGAACACAUAGACGACUUGGAACCAUUUAAAACCAAGCCUUUCAUCAGUAAGCUGCUAGGUAUGGGAGAUAUAGAGGGGCUGAUAGAUAAGGUCAACGAACUGAAACUGGACGAUAACGAGGAACUCAUAGAGAAGAUCAAACACGGACAGUUCACACUGAGAGAUAUGUACGAACAGUUUCAAAACAUCAUGAAAAUGGGGCCUUUCUCACAGAUUAUGGGCAUGAUACCAGGAUUUAGCCAAGACUUUAUGUCAAAAGGAAGUGAACAGGAGUCAAUGGCAAGACUGAAAAAGCUUAUGACAAUAAUGGAUAGUAUGAACGAUUCCGAGCUGGACAAUCGAGACGGAGCGAAGCUGUUCACGAAGCAGGGCGGCCGCAUCACGCGGGUGGCGCAAGGCUCGGGCGUGACUGAGAAGGAAGUGAAGGAUCUCAUCUCGCAGUACACCAAGUUCGCCGGAGUCGUCAAGAAGAUGGGCGGCAUCAAGGGGCUGUUCAAGGGCGGAGACAUGGCUAAGAACGUGAACCAAGCUCAGAUGGCGAAGCUGAACCAACAGAUGGCCAAGAUGAUGGACCCCAGAGUACUGCACCAGAUGGGUGGCAUGUCGGGACUGCAAAACAUGAUGAGGCAGUUGCAACAAGGAGCGGCUGGUGCUGCGGGGGGCCUGAGUAACCUGAUGGGGGGCUUCGGGGGCAAAUCGUGAGAGGGCCCCGCUCUAGAACUUUCAUUCUCUCAUGACACCUCGCAGCGAGACUACCCAGGCUCAUACCGAGGCUACAAUAUCAAACAUUGCAGACUCGUGUUCUAAAAUUCAAACAUUAAAAUAUUUUCAAAAAAUUAUCUUUUGUCAAUGUCACAGUUUUUUGUAAAUUUUUGUACUAUGGUGCUUGGAAGAUUCUGGGAUGAUUUACAAAGUUUUUUGUUUUUGGUCAAUUUUGGUCUGCUUUGGUAACUUUGGACUGAUACUGAAAUUUCUGUUAUGUUUAGAAGACUAACAGAAUAGAAACGGGUGUUUGUUUUCCAAUGACAGUAUUUCCUAUGAUUGAUUCCAUUUUUUCCUCUUUUUAUGAUCUUUUUAAUUUUUGUUUUUGUAAAUGAGCUUUUUUGGUGGUUAACAAAUAAAAAAUUAUUAUCUAAAGUAGAGGAACAAAUUGUGUCAAAGCAUGUUUAGCUAGUUGAAAAACUAUUUUUCUUAUUUCAAAAACAAGUAAUGAAUUGGUACAGUAAAUAAUCACAAUAUUUUUAUAAGUUUUUAUGUGCUGUCUUCGUUGAAUUGUGUUUUAGAAGAGAUUGUCUAAACAGCAACUAAAGUAAGGAACAGUUUGUGUUACUAUAAACAUUUUGUAAAUAUGUUGAAUAAAAUGUGAUGUUUUUAC